AUGCGCAGAAGGCAGCAGUGGCCGCCGAAAAGGCGGCGGCUAAAGCUCUCAAGGUCAGGAGCUCGAUGUUUGCCGAGGUGUGCCAGUCUCAGCCCAUCGCCCCUUGAGGCCCUGGCACCGGAGAUGAAGGCGACAGCAUCGGAGCUCAAGAGCAACAAGGACCUGCAUCCAGCUCCAGUAAGGCCCCUUCAAACCGUUGGGGGCAGGAGAGCUUGGAGGACUUCAAGACAGGAGCCUCUUGGCCGCAGUGCGCAACGGCGACCCUUCCUUCCCAGUGUUGAUCCCGAGCCCGCUUUUAACUUUAACACCCUUAUGUUGCGAUGGAUGCAGUGUGCAGUUUUAAGAACUUCGCGCGCUGUUCACCACGCGGCGCCGAAUUCUGCGGCGCCCGAGGUCCUGCAGUCCUUCACGGAGCUGGUGGAGCGCAGCAGCGUAGUGCCGGAGGUGGCCCCGGAAGCAGAGGCUGCGGCAGAGGCCCGCGUUGCCGAGCCUGCUGGGUCUUACCGGGGCAGGGCCGGGCCUCAGGGGGGCUUCUUUGCCGGCAGGCUCCCGCAGCCGCGGAAGCGCCCGCCGCCGCCUCUUGAGGCCCUGAGAAGCGUCACUUAG
Molecule: messenger RNA, 606 nt
Organism: Symbiodinium sp. CCMP2592
Lineage: Eukaryota; Dinophyceae; Suessiales; Symbiodiniaceae
Source: the annotation of a GenBank genome assembly